Molecule: messenger RNA, 1239 nt
Organism: Brassica napus (rape)
Lineage: Eukaryota; Viridiplantae; Streptophyta; Magnoliopsida; Brassicales; Brassicaceae
Exons: 5
Coding region: 421-1071 (216 amino acids)
Biological process (GO): regulation of gene expression
Cellular component (GO): peroxisome
Source: RefSeq, a predicted model, not a curated record
UAGCAUUCACCCUGUUGUAACACUCAUAAGUAGCGUUCCAGUUCAUGAUAAGAGCGUCCCUAACGCUCUGUGCAGUGGGCGAAGAAACCCUUAGGCAACUCAAACUUCUCAGGAGAAAUGAAGGAGUGUCCGGUUCCAGAGGGUAUUGAUGCUCAUCGUGUACGACCGAGUAUAGAAGGAGGGUUCAAGGAACUAGGCUACUCUGGUCCUGUCUCAAUCACAGCCUAUGGAGACCAAAAACAAACCCCUGAAUACCUCCUACGAGCUCUCUCUUCCACUGGAGUCGCUGUGGUACAUGUCAGAUCUGGAGGUUAUACGCCCUCAGCCUACAGAACUCAUAUCAGCAACGAAUAAGUGGGGAAAAAACUACGCUGAGAGACGCCUGAAUAUGCUACAGCUAAAAUCCAUGUGUGGUGGGACAUGUUUGACUGUCCUAUUCCCGACGGUUAUGAUGCUCGUCUGGUCCGUCCUAGUUUGGAAGGAGCUUUCAAGGAACUAGGCUACUCUGGUCCUGUCUCCAUCACUGCCUUUGGCGACCAUACACAAACCCCUAAACGCCACCUUCAAACCCUCUCUUCCACUGGAAUCGAUGUUGCACAUGCCACUCUUGGAGUCAUAUCUUCUCGCAUCUUUGAUGAUUUGAUGGAAUGGCGAGGUCGUAUUACUACUCCGGCUACAAUGAUGAUCAUAUCGGAUGGGGUUGAAGAACUUAUUGCCAAGCUACAACAACGAAUCAAAUUCAACCUGUUUUGGGCUUAUUCUUGUAGGCCUUGGACAAUGUCAGUCGUGCUCACUUCUGCUGAGUGGCUCUGGGAUAGCUUACUUGCAGUUUCAGCGACAAAACGACAUGUUCUUCGGGACUGUAGUGCAAGUGUUGUUGAAUCUACCGGAAUGUUUUAUUGCAAACUGUGCUACACUAAGCGCACACUCCUGGAUAAAUUCAUUAAGCAUCUUUCGAGUAAAAAACAUCUCUCUCAAGAGGGGUGUAUUACUGAUCGUCGUCGACGUUCCAAGAAGCUGCGACUGUCCUGGCUCAGGGCAAGUUUUUUUUUCUUAAUGAUACCUUUAUAAUGAUUUUACCACAGACACCAAAAUUGUAUGCAUGCUAUUUCUCAGCAACUCUCAUGUUUUUCAUAUUGUAGAAGCAUCAUUUUCCAGAGACCAAGCAGUUGAAGAAUGCUCCUUAGUAGAGGAGUUAUGACUUAUAAUUUUCUUAAAAAAAUUGUAUAUAUUUUUGAA